UCUCCGUAGCCUUCUCUUCCUUUCACAUCACAAUUGUUCGAGGUGUUGCGCGAUGUUUCGUUACGAGCUCCAUAUCUCGCAGUAUUGAUGAUUUCCAUUUUAGGAAAUCUUUCCGCUUCACCUUAGCAUGAUCGAGAAACGGCCGCAAUCGAGUUUCAUACGGUCGGUCAGAAACGCUACCGCGACUGUCCUUGUAAUCGAGGGCGUACUUCUGCUCGGGUCGUACGUGCUCUGGCGUCGCAUGAACACAUCGCAAGAUUUCAGAUAUUAUAUGUACCGAAAUUGGCCAUUUCUACUUGAAGGCUAUUACACUAUUGGAGAAAAGUUAUCUGGCUAUGAUCAUUUAAGGAAGUUUGAUCAUAAAACGUGGAUGGAAAAACGCGAUGAAUAGUAAAUCUUCAUGGCGUUCCUGAAGUUUAUAGCAUCAGCCAUUCUUGGUGGAGGAUUAGGAUAUACUCUGUUUAUUAUUGCUUCUGCUGAUGAAUCAGAACUUAUAAAGCAUCUUCCACCACAUUCAGCAGAGCCACAGAGCAUUUUCAAAAGAUAUAAAAAACAACCUGAUAAAUUUAUAAGCCAAGAAAAUUCUGUAAAGAUCAAUUCCAAAGCACAAGACGAUAUUGAGAAAUAGCAUUUGUGUACUAAAAUGGAUUCUGCUAAGUUUAUAGAGGAAAGUUUACCAGAUCGUAUUACGAAAAGGGAUCGAGAACGGAAAAACAUUAUUGAAAGGCGAAGAGAAGAACGGCAGUCGCUCGCUGUGGAAUCGGAACAAACUGGUUAUUUUAAAGAUACAUUUUACUCUUCGUGCAAAAAGAUCAAGGACAUGCUGGACGAUGCACCCAAUACUCCAUCCUCUGCAUUGCCAGGAAUAUUCGAUAAGUCCAACAAGGAGAUUCAACUGCUCAAGAACUAUUUGUCACAAUCAAAAAUGUUUCUGAAGGUUUAUGAUAUAAGACGCGCGCAAGAGAAUUUGCAAACGUUGGAAAAUCAAGCUUCUGAGCUAGAGAUAAAACUCCUGCCUAAGAAAAAGUUUGGCUUUAAAAAUCGCAGGAUUGUAAAGAAACCAUCUGAUAAAGGACUCGACAUUACCGAUGGUUUGAAAGACCUUAAGAUAUCAGAGAGCAUCGUGAACGGCUCGACUAAGCAGAAUAAUAAAUUGUCGAGCAAGUAUGGAGAUAGUGCCUGCAUGCUUUUGGGCAAGAUGAAUGAACGAUUGGUGUUGGAUGCUGAAAAUGUGAAUAAGAAUGACAUCCUGCUGUCCGAUCUGGUUUGCUGUACUGUACGGAUAUACGGUACACCCAGCACCCUGCAUAUGGUGAACCUGAAGCAAUGCACCAUAUUAGUUGGACCAGUGACAUCCUCUGUUUAUGUAAACGAUUGCAGUGAAUGUGUAUUCGCUUUCGCAUGUCAACAACUACGAUUACAUUCGUCAACGGACUGUACCAUUUAUUUACACGUCACGAGUAGAGCGAUCAUAGAAGAUUGUACGAAGAUACGUGUAGCACCUUACAACUGGUCUUACGAAGAUCAGACGAGUCACUUUAAUCUAGCCGGCCUUGAUCCAAAGAUUAACAAUUGGAACUGUAUCGACGACUUUAAUUGGCUAUCCAGUGAAAAGCAUUCGCCGAAUUGGUCCAUUCUCGAACCAGAGCUUCGAGUGAAAACGUGGGAUUAAACAAAUACUUGUAAAAUAAAGAAAGAAGAGCAAUUAAAGUUCAACAAUUGUAAUCGAAAUGUUUUUACGCGCCCUUGAUUCUUUUUCCAAAUAUCUUUUUCGAUUUUAUUUCCGAACAAAUCGUCUACAUAUACUGUGCUUUUUCACAAAAUGCGAAUUUUAUAUAUCUACGAUAUCUAAUAAAUUUACUGUUUGUGCAAUAUAUAGGGGUCCCCUAUUUUAUGAGUCACCUAAGUAGAAAAGGUUGCUCAAAUAAAAGUUCGAGCUUUAGAAGAAAAAAA
Molecule: messenger RNA, 1953 nt
Organism: Pogonomyrmex barbatus (red harvester ant)
Lineage: Eukaryota; Metazoa; Arthropoda; Insecta; Hymenoptera; Formicidae
Gene: TBCC
Product: Tubulin-binding cofactor C
Biological process (GO): tubulin complex assembly; post-chaperonin tubulin folding pathway
Cellular component (GO): cytoplasm
Molecular function (GO): tubulin binding
Source: RefSeq, a predicted model, not a curated record